This is a messenger RNA of Lymnaea stagnalis (great pond snail), 10445 nucleotides long. The record is from the annotation of a GenBank genome assembly. Lineage: Eukaryota; Metazoa; Mollusca; Gastropoda; Lymnaeidae.
AUUUAUGGCAAACAGGGAUUUUCACUACGACCUGUACUUGUGUAUCUGAGUUUCAUUCAAAAUUUAAGUUAAACGAGUAUUGUUUUCCUAUAAUUAUAAUAAUAAUAAAGCCGUGCUGUAUUCGGUGUAUUGUUUACCUACGCCUCACUGUCCUUGUUAUGACCGAAGAAAAUAUUGUGCGCUCGUUUUUAUUACGAGUAAUUUAUAGUAUUAGUGAAACAGUUGUGCCUGUCAUUCCAGAUUUUGUUUUUGACAGCUGUAAUCGUGUUUAUGAUAUCACCAAACAAUUGUCAAAUGCUGACAUCCACUACCAGGUUCUUGUAGCACUUCUUUCAUGGUUUAUUAUCAAUCUUAUUUUGAUUAAACUGGCAUGGACAAUUUUUGGUGAAGACAACAUAAAGCUGCUGUCUUCUAAAGGUAAGUUGACAUUAGUUGACAAGAGACUCAACUCACUUAUUUACUUAGUUGGUAAAUUUUGUAUUAAUGGUUUGAGUAUGGUAAUGAUUAGGGUAAAGUGGGUUAAUUGGCUCCAUGGAGUAUUAAACCCCAAUUGCUCAGUUCAUACAAUAAAAUGCUUGAUAUUAUUGUAAGAAGCGAGGAGAAGGGCAUUAAGUAUUAGUAUUAAGCCAAUUAAGCUUUACUUGAUGGGAAGCGUUAUACUGCAUUUAACUCUCAGGGUUAUACGCAGUCGGCUAGGAAUUUAGCCAAAUAAGGUUUAUUAUCGCUAGUUUGGCAAUUAAAAAAAAAAAAGUAUAAUACGUAAUUAGCUGCAUGACGGGUUGUUUUGAACUAGAACUUUGAAUGUGUUUAACGUACAAUUUUAAUUGAAUUAAUUUUAAUUAAUAUUGAAUGACAGUAAUAGUAUUAGUAUUAGCACUAUUAUUAGUAUUAUUGCUUGUAUCUUAUAUAUUAUAAUUAUUAUAAGUAUAAGUCAAAGUCUACAUUUCUUAGAGUCUAAUCCUAAGUCUAAGAUUUUUUUAAAGGCAUUUCCAUGGUCUAAGUCUAGUUAUGUAUUCUGCGGUUUUUAAUGUUGCUAUGACCACCAUGUGGUUGGCUUUACUGACUAAUUCAGGAAAUACAUUCUAUUUAUUUUUUUAAAAAUAAUAUCAUUUAUGAUUUUUUUUUUGCUGACCUAAAUGUAACAGUUUUCAGCAUCCAUGCAAAACUAUAACUGUGAAAGUAUUACUUACAGUGCCCCUCUACAGAACCCCCUGCCCCUACAGCGAUUUUUUUACUUCUACUCUCCACCCAUGAUUAUAUUUAUUACUGUACCAGAGAAACAUGAUUUUAUCUGCCACAAAAUUAGUUAACAACACAAAAUAUAUGUUAACAACACAAACAUAUAUUUGAUAAUUAUAAGUAUAACAUUAUUAACAUUACAUUGGUCAAGUUAAUAAUUCUUCUCAUGUUUUAACAUUUUUUAGCCAAAACAAAAGUAAAACAAUAAGCCUAGUUGUUUUUGCUUCAUUCUCGAGAACAAACAUAGCAACUAGUACGUUUCAUGGCUUUCCAUUGGCUGGAAUUGAACUCAAGACCAUCAACUUGGGGUUUGGUCAGUUUGUACCAUUCGACCACCCAGUCACACCGAUAACGAUGCACCCUUAUCAAUUGAUACUCCACACAGGAAGAAUAUAGACGUCACGUGACUUGCCGACUGCGUAUAACUCUCAGGGUUAUACGCAGUCGGCUGCGCAAAACCACUUCGUUACUUGAUAGAAAGUUACUAACCAGAUCCAAUCAGAUAAUCAGAGAAUUUUUCACAACCAUUCUUGGGUUUCUAACCUAUGGGAUUGAUUUUUAAUUUGCGUUUUUAGAUGAGUGCUUUUACCCUCUAGUUGUCAGCCUUCUUCAGACUGUUUGUAAAACUUCAGCUAAGCCAGUGCUUGUUUGUUUUUACUUGAAAUUUUCUUUCUACAUUGAGAUAUUUUAGUUUCCAUACAAAUACAAGUACAGCUAAACUAAGUAAGUACUUUUUAAAAGUUUUUAACUAUAUGUGUGUUCAAUGAAUGAGUUAAAAUACUGAUAUUUGUAGAGCAAAUGAAGCUGGCCAUUUUCGCAUAGUAAAAUGGCUGUUGGAUGAAUGAUUUAGCGAUUGUUUAUAAAAAGCUCUAAAAUUCACUUUUAAUGCCUAAGUUCCUUUCAAUAUUUUGAAUAGAAAGCAUAUGUAAGAGACAUAUGGUUCUGCAGAUUAUUUAUUUAUUUAAUUAGUUUUUAAAAAGAAAUAUUUUAAUUAGCAGUGGCUUAAUACCCCCAGCCCAAAUGUUAAAAAGAUGAUUUAAAAAAACUAAAUAAUAUUGAUCAGAUUAAUAAAAAUCCAUGUUUUAAUUCAAUUAACACAUUACUCAGAUAUAGUUUAAAUUGAAAACAAAAGUUAUUAUUUGUAGAAAUAGGUUAAAAAAAAUUUUUAAUACAGUUUUGAUAAUGAAUCUUAUUGCCCCCUUUAUUUUGCAUAAUGGUUCUGACCAAAAAAAAGAAAGAGGAAGGAGGCAAGAAGUCCUAUGCAACUAGCCAGACAAUGGCAGAUGCCUACAGUUCUGUCAUGGGUAAGCAGAUGUCUGCCAACCAGGCAUCCAAGCAUUUCGAAGUUGAUAGAAAGGUACUUUUGAGGAGAGUCAAGGUGAAAUACCAGUAAAUUCUCAUCAAAGGAGGCAAACUGCUUUUAUGCCUGAUUAAGAAAAACUAAUAGACUGCCUGAGUGGGGCUGAGGUUUCAGUAAAGAGGAGGUGAAAGACAUUAAAGAAUUUUUAAGGAAAAUGAUCUUCAAAUGCCUUUUGUGGAUGGUCGACCUAGUAGGGACUGGUGAGUGGUUUCAUGCGACGCCAUCAGAAAAACACCCCCUUAACAAGGAUGCUAUUGAUGCACCUUUGAAGAAAAGAAGAGAAGAAGCAGCAAAAAAAGAUAAAGCUCCAAGAAAAAAGACCAUGAGAAAAAGAACAAAUCUUCCAGAUAGAGAUGAUAGUGACAGUGAUGAGGACGACACUGUGUGCCUUAAGUGUGGUGUGCAUGGAGGAUGAGGAGAAGAAUGGGUGUGUUGUUCAUUUGGUACCAAGUUAAAUGCACAGAAAUCCCAAAAGAAGCUGAUAAUGAAGCCAUGGAGUGGUCCUGUAAGAAUUGCCUACAACCUAUGUGAAAAUAUUUCCAUUGAACAGGCAGGAGCUUAUUGCCCCCAUUUUGUUAAAUUUAAGUCAUAAUUAGUUUUAACUUUUUAACCUUUUUUUCACUUUGUGGCUUUAAAUUUUUCUCAUUAAAACUUGUGUACUUAAAGAAAUAUGUGUGGUCUUUUACUUAAAAACAUUUACAGUUUGAAUUUAAUAAUAUUUAUUCAAAAGGAAAAAAAAAAGUUCUUGAAAACAAGUGUUUUUAAUGCCCUCCAUUACCCUAUCUACUUAAAUGUAAUUCAACUAAUUGUAUUAAGCUUAUCCCUGUGGGAUCAAGAACAAAAAAAACAAAAAAAAGAAACAGUAGCAGCCUACAACUACAGUUACACCCUUCCCCUCCAGCCCUCCAAAAAAAAAAUGAGAAUGUUUUAAAUUUUAAAAGCAUGCAAUUGCAAUCUUAGUCUCUUUGAUAAAAUCUGGACUUGUUUGAAAACUCAAUCAACAAGAGUCAUUGUUAAUUUUGAUCUUUAAAAUAGAUCUGAUUGUUUCAUCAUUACCGGUAUCAUUAAGUCAAUUUCUGCAACUGCAAUUGGUUUGGAUUUUUUUUUAAAUGGCGAUGGAUUGCUAAUGAAUACACAGUCUGCAUUGCUGUAAUGCAAAGUCAUCAAUUGUCCAUUGUUCUAUAACAAUAAUGGAGAGAUUCAGAAAUCUCAGCUUGCCACAGCACGAUGUCUGGCUCAUUACACCAAGGCAAUAUUUUGUAAAUUGGGUUUAACUUCCGAAGAUGGAAGCUUCCCGAAUGCAUUUCUAUUUCAAACUUUCAUUUUUUUUUAUAAAAUAAGGUACAAGCAUUUAAUUUACUCCCCCUGGAAACUUCCGUACAAUAAAAUUUUAAGACAGAUGAUAGGCCUAUAUAAUUCUCAGUGAUGCUUUAAAAAAUCUGUCAAUUUUAUAUAUGUUUUUAUACUUUUAGACCAAGUGAAACAUCUAAAGAAAGAAUAGUAUUCAUAAAGCAAGAAAAUGGCUGCCAUCAAAAGAUUUUUUGAAAAACGUAAACUCAAUAUUAAAUUCAAGAAGGCUGGAGAAGGUCAUCGACUUGAUGAAUCCCCACCACCAUCUAGUUCAGUAAAGGGAUUAGGUUCAACAUCUUCUAAGAAUGUAGCACCAGUUCAACGAGCUGCAGAAACGGAACUAGCAAGAAAAGCAGCUGCCGAGGCAGCUCUAGCAAGAAUGGAAGCAAAGCAGCAAAUGAAAAAUGGUUAGUAAAACAAAAUGCAAUCUAAAUAAUGAAAAUAUUAGCAUCUUAAGUCUUUAUCUGCUGUGCAUUAUAUGCUGAUUACAUUUAACAAAAUAUAUAUUUUGAUUCUGGUUUCUCUUCACAACUGGCCCUCCAUCAACUCCACAUGUUUUAUAUUAAUAGUCCUGAGUGAAAGAAAAACCUGUCACACAGCGUUCUUAAUGCAUGACAUUUGAACAGUAUUCAGGUUGAUUUAUUUCUUAAGGGUGAGGCGACUUAUAUUAAUCAAUAAAGAGCACGGGCAUGAUGUAGGACUGUCUGUAGGACUAUAGUUUAUAGGCCUGCAGGUAGGGUGUAGGACUGUCUGUAGGCCUAUUGUUUAAAGGCCGAAAGUUAGGGUGUAGGACUGUCUGUGGGACUAUUGUUUCAAGGCCGACAGGAAAGGUGUAGGACUGUCUGUAGGCCUAUUGUUUAAAGGUCGGCAUAUAUUAUAGAAAAUAAGAAGUUAACUCUUUGUUUUUGUAACUCUUGGACCCUCUGGGUAUUUUCUCAAAAUACCAGACACGGUGUAAAAAACUUCACUCGGUUAAGCCUUGUUAAAUUUUAUUGUAUUUCCAAUGCUACUCUCACCACCAUUUUGGUUCUAUCACUUUUUUCCUUCAAAAUAUUUUGGUAUUUCACUUCAUGUAAAUAUUAUUGUUUUCUCAGCUGACAGUAUGGUCAUACAGAGAGCCAGAAUGAAACGGGAAAUGGAAGCUGAGAAGAAAAGACUCUUGGAAGCUGAGCAGAAGGGAGCUGCAGCAAGGGCUGGGCCAGUUGAGGUGGUCCAGGAUUGUGCACCAGUUCUAGAGACUGUGCUUUUUAAAUGCCCUGAUAUUGGGCCUCAAGUAUUACCUAAGGCAGAGAUUGAAUCAGCUAUUCAUAGAUUCCUUUUGGAUAAUUAUGAGGAUGAACCUGAGAUGACAUCCGCCUUAAUGAUUCAUACAUUAAAUAAAAAUAAAGAAAAGGUCACACUCUGCAUAGAAACUCUUAUUAAGUAUCUGGAUAACAUCAUUAAUAACCCAACAGAAGAAAAAUUUUGGAAGAUUCGUCAGAGCAACAAGGUCUUUCAGGAAAGAGUUGCUUGUAUGAAAGGGACAGAAGAAUUCUUGCUUGCAGCUGGGUUUUCCUUGAAGUCCCUACCAUUUGAAGAAGGGGAAGCAUUGUUUUAUGUGUUUGAUUCAGAGUUAGCAAAAGAUGUGGAUCGUUUACAAAAUAUGAAGGAUGUCUUGCUAAAAGCUGAACCAAUACGUCCAGAGCUGGAUAGGAACCUUAAAGUUUUUCACCCAACUCAGUCUGCAUCAUCCUUUGAAAUACCUGAUGAUUUCUACAGCAUUAGCCCAGAAGAUCUAAAGAAAGAGCAAUUAAGGCGAGAAGAAGCCACUGAAAAACUUGGACUGCUCCGUACCAAGGCCAUGAGGGAACGAGAUGAGCAAAGGGAACUGAGGAAAUACAGAUAUACUCUUGUCCGAGUCAAAUUUCCAGAUGGUAUUUUACUUCAGGGUGUUUUCCGAGCUCAAGAACCAAUGAAAAAUAUCUACCAGUUUGUGAGAGAAAAUCUUACCAACGAUUGGAUACCUUUUCAUCUAACCUCUGGCACCACUAAUAAAUUGGAGGAUAAUGAUAGCACUUUAGCCGAACUAGGUCUUGCUCCAGCAGCAGUUGUGCACUUUUCUUGGGAUGCAGAGAUUCUCAAAGGAGUCAUUGCAGAAAAGGGCAAAGGUGUAGCACAGCAGCACCUGAAGCAAGGAGUCCUAGAUUUGAUUCAAAAUUUUUAAUGCAUAGUCAUUACAGGUAAGAGGAUUUAAAGCGUAAACUAAAGAAAUGAAGAUCAAUACACUAUAAAUAUAUCAUGUAACUGCUAAUUUUACUUGAACUAGAAACUAUUAUGAAAAAUUUCAGAAAACUGAUUUUACUAUGCCCAAAUUUGAAACUAAAUGAAGUGUUAAAAAAUUAUUUUCUUCUGUGGAAUAAUCAUCUCAAUUUUUAGCCUGCCUCAUUGUAGUUUUAUAAACAAAGUAACUGUUAAGUAGUUUUGUUAUGACAGAUAAUUCAAACAGCAUAUUUAGCUGUAUGAUUUUUAGUAAAUAUUAUUCAUCAUAAUUUGAGUUAUAAGUGAUGAUGGCUCAUUACUGUUACAGAAUAUGUCUUGUACUAUGUCAGACUUGUUUAACAAUUAUAUAUUUCAAAUUUCAUGUUAUCUCCAUCUCUUCACAGUUCAUAUGAUAAUGGCACUGACAGUUAUUGAACUUUAUUGAGGAUUGUUCUUAAUCUACAAAGAUGCAUGUUGGCUAAAUCUGUACAAUUAUUCUAAAAAGUGGUCAGCUUGAAUGAAGAAGAUAGGAAGGAUGAUACCAAAAGAAAAGCUAAGGAACAGAUAAGCUGAAAAAUGGAGCACAGAAGUGAUUUGUUUUUCUCUUUUAUUCUAUGUAUUUAUCAAAUGUCAUGAGAAAGAUGUCUUUUCUACUUGUCUUUUAAAAAUGUUAUGAUUUUUUUCUUUGGAUCUUAAGGUUUUUAUUUUUAUUCCCAGCAUAAGUGUGAUUGGAAAUUUAGGCUAACUUCAGUAGCAUACUUAAAUGAGUUUAUCUUAAAAGCACUUAAGGUGAAUUAAAAUUAACUAUUUUAUGAAACAUUGUUUUGGAAGUUGAUAAUUUCAGCAUAGACUUUGGCACAUCCCAGUUUGAAAAAUAGGUCAUGUUUCUUUUUCUCUUUGCAGUAAAACAAUCUUACAAUUUGUGUUCUGUAUUAUCAAGUAAAAUAGCAAAACACCUUGCUCCAUCGAUUGUAUAAUUUUAGCAUUUACUUUGAUAACCAUAGACAUACCAAAAAUGUUAUGAACAAAAAAAAAUACUGAGUAAUUUAAAAUUUUUAAAUUAGAUUUUAGUCACAACUUUUAGGGAAAUUUUUCUUUAACUUUAAGAGCAUUGUUGUCCUUUUAGCAAUUGAUUCUGCAUGUAUACAUUAAUUCUGAAGCCUCAGUAAGGAAACCAUUAUUGAAAUAAACACAAAAUGUUAAAUUUUAAUUAGAAAUAACCAUGUUUAUUCAUCAGAAGAUUUUAUUUUCCUGGUAGUGCAAAAGUAAAUGUAGGUUGAUUUUAUGUACGAGUAGUAAAAAUAUUGGAAGACAAGGGUUAAGAAUUCAUUGUUUUAAUUAGAUUUGAUAAGCUCAGUUUAAGCAAUAAAAGACAAAUAAUCAAUGGAAAAUUAAAACAGUCAUAUUUGACAUUACACAAAUAUCAAAAAGCUUUUCAGAUGUGUUUACUUAAACCGAAACUAUAGCAUGAAUUGUUUGUAUAUGUUCAGUCCGCUUGUCUUUAUUAAUGAUGCCAGAUGAGGGAUAAUAAGGUAUUAGAUCUGGUAAUUUUCAUGAGAAUAAACUCAUGCAGGUUGCAUUCCACUUUCAUUGGUGAUACUAAUGAUGUAACAAGUAGAGUAUUUUGUUGUUAACUAGGGACAUUAAUCAGCUGGUGAAAUUUGUACAUAUUAUGACUCAUAGUCAAAUAUUCUAAUUAUGGAUCAUAAGACAAAAGCUCCUCAAGCACAAGGGGAUAAAAAUCAUUCUAAAUCUACUGCCUAAAAUAUGGCUUAUUAUUAGUUGUCAAAAAAUCAAUUGUAUGAGGUUCUCUCAAAAACAACUGAAGAUUAAACUAUGUUUAUUAACAAGAUGAAAAAUUUGAUGAGAUAAAUAAAAUGGCAAUCUAUCAUAUUGUUUGAUAAAAUUAACACUUGUAUGGCUCAUCAAAGAAGACAAAGUUUUCAAUUUUCAUCGCACAUACACAAAACUUGCUUGCAUAACCUGAUAGCUUGUAACUUGUAAGGAGCUGUUUGAACUGUACAAGAUAAAACAACCAAAUAAUUUUGACUUGUCAUCAGGAAAUACACAAAUUUUAUUAGCCUAUCCUUUGCUUGUGAGAACACUACUUUCAAUACCUCUGCUUGGUGAAAAAGCUGACAAAUGGUUUUCUCUUUGUGGAUAGCGUUUUUAAAUGUAACAAAAGUAAUCUAUAGUUUUCUUUCAAAAAUACUAUACAGGAGAUCCUCAAUUUACGGCAAGGUUCCGUUAUUCAACGGCAAUGUAACUUGAAGUUCGAAGUAAUGUGCUAAGCACCAUGCCAACGGGUAAAAUAUAUAUAUAUACAUGUAUAUAUCUAUAUAUGAAGCAAAAUGCAUAUAUAUGCAUGUACAUACAUCAAAUUAAGAUAUUAAAACAUCAGAUGAAACAUUCUAUGAAGCGAUUGUUAAAAAAUCCAAUUGAAAUUGUAUUAACACAAAUAAUAAUGGGUUAUGUAUGACAAUGAAGUCUGGUCGCUAACUGACAGUCACGUGAUUAAAGUUGAUUGGGAUUCUGGACGUUGUGUGCUAUUCCGCGAGCUAGCUUCUAACUUCUAAUGUCAAAAUAGUACUUACUCGUGGCGUGCGGACAGAAACUAGUAUUUUUAAUACAUUUUUGAAAUUUUGUGUGCCCAGUAAUGUCCGCUGUAACUUCGAAUUCGCCGUAAAAUGAACAGCUAAAAAAUGAGGACCUUCUCUAUUUUGGAUUCUAUUUACUGCCUUUGUUAAUGAGAUGAGAUUUAACAAAAUGUAAUUAAGUUGGUAUCUCCUGAAAAUGUUAUUAAAAUCUUUAUUAAUAUCUCCGGUCUGUAUAGAUUAAAAUAUAUGUCUCAUGUUUUGAUGUAGAUCAUCCUUAUCCUAUUAUGCAUAUUUCCUUAGGUCAGAAUUUAAAAAAUAAAUGGUCUUAUUGAACUCAGAUUUCUUUUCAAGCUUCCUUUACACAUAAGUGUUUUUUACAUUUUUCAUAUAAAUUGAAAAAGCUGUAAAACUAACAGAUUACCUUUUUGUAGGGUCUGUAAUAAAUUUCAAUCUCACUACUUUCUUAAUAUAAAUUUUAAGAGUGUGGUCAUUUUUUUCCUUAUAAAAUUUAAAAUUGCCUUUAUCUCAAAUGGGAUCUAAAUUGCUUUUGACUGUAAGUCUACUGGUCUGCUCCCAGCCACUUAUCACAUAGAUUAUCUAUAAAUUGAUAUUUCAGCUACAUAUUACUUUUAAAUGGUCACUUGUCUAAAGUGGUAAAUAAUUUUAUCUAAGUAAAUAUUAGAGUAUCUGUACGAGUAAAUUAUUGUUUUCAAAAUUUCAGCCAUUUCUCUCAAUUUUAUAAUCUAUACCUAAUCAGAUUAUUAACAUUUCUUGGGUAAAAGAUUUGAAUGUUUUUUAAAUGGUAGUAUGAAACUUGAUAUUCAGGUCAGUGUUUACAAUAUUAAAAACAUUCUUGAAAAUUACAUAUAGCUGUUAAGAAAUGUUAUCUGACUGAAAUUUUGAAUCUGAUAAAUAUUUGUUAUUAGAUUAUUGAGUCUAAUUUUAGUGUUAGUGUUAGAUUGGUGUCAUUUCAUUUGUCUAUCAGAAAUUGACACAUUUUCCCAUCCAUUCACAAAAAAAUAUAUAGGCUCUAUAUAUAUCUAUAUAUAUAUAUUUAAAAAUCAUUUUUAAAGUUUAUUAAAUGAUUACAUCUUCAACAGAGCAUUAUUUUAACAAUUAUUAAGGAGAUAACAAUAUCUUAUUUUCUGAAUAAAGCUGUAAUUACAAACUUAUUUUAGAAGCCUCUUACAUAUGGAAUUCUACAAAUCUCUAACCUUCUGUGAUUCUAAAAGAUGCCUUUCUAAUCAGAAUUCAAUUUGUUUAAUUAUAAACCUCUAGUUAUAUUCAAUUUUAUUUUUGUGACAUAACUUAUGCUAAUUUUGUAUCUAGUGUAAUUAAUAUGUUUAGUUUGCAUUUUUAUCGCAUAGUUAAAAAAAACAAACGGUAUUUGGUAAUUCCACUCCUAUCCUAUAGUGCAAGAGAUUUUUUUAAAUAUAUUUUUUCUAUAAAUGACCAAUAGGAGUAUUUUAUUAAUUUUAAAACUUUAAUCAUUAGGUAAAAAAACAACUUAAUUUUAUUUUUAUUGUCUUUUGCAGUUAAAAAUACAAUUUUUGCGCCUAAUCCUAAUAUGGAAGUUUACCUUCUUGUGUUUCACUUUUUCUUCCUGUCAUCAAAACCUUUUUAAUUAUCAGUAAAUAUGGAAUAAAAAAUUUUUAAAAUUA